Messenger RNA from Diaporthe amygdali, 1890 nucleotides. RefSeq names its product multicopper like protein. Gene Ontology annotation, biological process: cellular response to iron ion starvation; reductive iron assimilation. The record is from RefSeq and is a predicted model, not a curated record. Lineage: Eukaryota; Fungi; Ascomycota; Sordariomycetes; Diaporthales; Diaporthaceae. The transcript has 4 exons. The coding region runs from base 1 to 1890 and encodes 629 amino acids. Gene Ontology annotation, molecular function: ferroxidase activity; copper ion binding. Gene Ontology annotation, cellular component: high-affinity iron permease complex.
AUGGCUUUCUCGAGCCCUUCGCGCGUGCUUCUACUGGCAGUCUUCUCCCUCUUCGCGGUAGUACAGACAGCCACUGUUACAUAUGACUUCGAAAUCGGAUGGGUCACUGCGAAUCCAGAUGGUGCAUUCGCCCGUCCCACGAUUGGCAUCAAUGGACAAUGGCCAAUUCCCCAGAUCACGGCAAACGUUGGUGAUCAGGUCGUUGUUAAUGUCUUGAACUCGCUGGGAAACCAGUCAACCUCGCUGCAUUUCCAUGGACUUUACAUGAAUGGCACAACGCACAUGGAUGGUCCUGCAGGUGUGACACAAUGCGCAAUCCAACCAGGCUCCCGGUUCACCUACAACUUCACAAUCAACCAGCCGGGAACAUACUGGUACCACUCUCAUAUAAGAGGCCAGUAUCCUGACGGUCUUCGUGGGCCGUUGAUCAUCCAUGACCCAGACUCUCCAUUCAAUGGGCAGUAUGACGAGGAACUCGUCUUGACCGUUUCCGACUGGUAUCACGAUGAGAUGCCCGGGCUGAUCAAGGGCUUCAUCAGCAAGGACAACCCCACUGGUGCGGAGCCAGUCCCGAAGAAUGCUCUCUUCAACGAGACACAAAACCUCACUGUUUCUGUUGAGCCCGGGAAGACGUACCUGUUCCGCAUGAUCAACAUCGGGGCCUUCGCGGGGCAAUAUGUCUGGUUCGAAGGCCACAACAUAUCGAUCGUGGAAGUCGACGGGAUCUACACGCAGCCUGCGGUAGCAGACAGGAUCUAUCUCUCUGCUGCUCAGAGAUGCAGCUUCCUGCUCACGACGAGGAAUGACACUUCCGCGAACUUCCCCUUCGUGGCAAGCAUGGAUACUGACCUCUUCGACACUCUUCCUGAUGACUUGAAUUGGAACGUCACCGGCUGGUUGUCGUACGAUAGUUCGAAACCACUGCCCGACCCAGCAUUGGUGGAUGAGUUCAACGAGUUUGACGACUUCACUCUGGUUCCCUACGAUAACCAGACAAUCCUCGGCGCGCCAGACCAUCAGAUCGAGCUGGAAGUCAUCAUGGACAAUCUCGGAGACGGAGCCAACUACGCCUUCUUCAACAACAUAACAUACAAGGCCCCGAAAGUCCCAACACUGUACACGGCGCUCUCGGCCGGCGAGACCGCGAACAACGCCCUAGUCUACGGGAGCCACACCCACAGCUUCGUGCUGCAAAAGGGCGAGAUCGUCCAGAUAGUGGUGGACAACGACGACACCGGCAAGCACCCCUUCCACCUGCACGGGCACAACUUCCAGGCCGUGUACCGGUCCGAGGAGAACGCGGGCUUCUUCGCGGACUCGAACGUCACCGAGGCGGACUUCUCGCAGGUCCCGAUGCGCCGGGACACGUUCGUGCUGAAGCCGCAGGGCAACAUCGUGCUGCGGUUCCGCGCCGACAACCCGGGCGUGUGGCUGUUCCACUGCCACAUCGAGUGGCACGUCGAGUCGGGCCUCAUCGCGACCAUGGUCGAGGCCCCGCUCGACCUCCAGCAGACCCUCACCAUCCCGCAGAACCACUACGACGCCUGCGCCGCCGCGUCGCCCGCCAUGCCUACCGUCGGCAACGCGGCCGGCAACACGGUCGACCUCUUGGACCUCAGCGGCGAGCCGUCGCCGCCCGCGAGGCUCCCGGAUGGGUUCACCGCGAGGGGCAUCGUGGCCCUGGUUUUCAGCUGCAUCAGUGGCAUCCUCGGUGUCGCUGUCGUGGCGUGGUAUGGUCUCUCUGACGACCCUGCUGCGGCGAAGACUGCGGGUACCUCUGGCGUUUUGCAGCAAGGUACCCAGCAUGACACUGUUGCAAACGGAAACGGGACUCGCGUUGAGGAGGUCACUACUGUAUCUGGUGGCGGUGCAGGGGCAGGGAAGAGCUGA